Molecule: messenger RNA, 1993 nt
Organism: Solanum pennellii
Lineage: Eukaryota; Viridiplantae; Streptophyta; Magnoliopsida; Solanales; Solanaceae
Product: splicing factor U2AF-associated protein 2
Exons: 14
Coding region: 88-1608 (506 amino acids)
Biological process (GO): mRNA splicing, via spliceosome
Cellular component (GO): U2 snRNP; U2-type spliceosomal complex
Molecular function (GO): RNA binding
Source: RefSeq, a predicted model, not a curated record
AGUUCUUCUCUGUAAAAAAAAAAACAAAAACGAAGAAGAGGCAGCAGCACAAAGAAGAAGCUAGAAAACUGGGGAGAAGCAAAUUCAAUGGCAUCAUUGAAUGCCUCUGAAGAUCAUCUUCCUCAACAAGAACAAUUACCACAGACGUCUUAUACGGGUGAAGGCAACAGUAGUUUGUAUACAACUUCUGGAGUGAGUUCUGAAGUGGGUUGGUAUGUGCUUGCCCAAGAUCAACAACAACUAGGCCCGUAUACAAUAUCUGAAUUGCGUGAGCACUACUCUGCUGGAUACCUACUGGAGAGUACACUAGCAUGGUCGGAAGGAAGGAGUGAAUGGCAACCACUUUGCUCGAUUCCUGGAUUGCUGACUGAUGAAGCUGAGCAGAGCACUGGUGAUACAAAUUUAGUUUCUUUGACUUCUAAUGAUCCAUUUGAUGAGUAUGAAAAGUUUCAAAAGGAAGUGAAAGAGGCAGAGGACGAGCAAGCAGUUGAUGAGGAUCAAAGGCCUUCAACUCCUCCAGAUGGUGAAGAUGAGUUCACUGAUGAUGACGGAACUAGGUACAAAUGGGAUAAGGCUCUUAGAGUGUGGGUACCUCAGGAAGAUCCAACCGAGAAAACGGACUAUCGUCUAGAAGAUAUGACUUACGCUGAAGAGGAGGAACUUUUCCCUACAUUGCCCGCUGACAUUUCUUCUGGAAAUGAGAACAAGAACAUGGAUAACACUGAGGCUAAUAAGAAUGCUACAAAUUCAAUUGAAACUGCCGCAGCAAUACAUAAUGGCAAGAGAAAACUGGCUGAUGAGCCUGAAAAAGCUGCUGAAAAGAAGGAAGCGAAUAAACCUCCAGAUAGCUGGUUCGAAUUAAAAGUCAAUACUCAUGUCUAUAUUACAGGCUUGCCAGAAGACGUCACUGUUGACGAGGUGGUUGAAGUCUUUUCAAAGUGUGGGAUCAUAAAGGAGGAUCCGGAAACACAAAGGCCUCGAGUGAAGAUUUAUUUUGACAAAGAAACUGGAAGGAAGAAAGGUGAUGCACUUGUAACAUAUCUUAAGGAGCCUUCAGUUGAUCUAGCCAUUAAAAUUUUGGAUGGUGCACCUUUACGGCCAGGUGACAAAAUUCCUAUGACAGUUACUCCAGCAAAGUUUGAGCAAAAAGGGGAGAGGUUCAUACCCAAGAAAUCAGACAAGCACAGAAAGAAGAAACUCCAAAAAGUUGAGCAGAAGAUGCUUGGCUGGGGUGGUCGGGAUGACUCAAAGAUAUUGGUUCCAGCUACUGUUUUGCUUCGCUACAUGUUCAUACCAGCUGAAUUGCGGGAGGAAGAGAAUUUAUGUUCUGAGCUACAGCAAGACGUCCAAGAGGAAUGUUCAAAGUUUGGUCCAGUGGACUUGGUAAAGGUAUGUGAGAAUCACCCACAAGGGGUUGUUUUGGUCAAAUUUAAGGAUAGAAAGGAUGCACAUAGGUGCAUUGAGUCGAUGAAUGGACGCUGGUUUGCUGGUAGGCAAAUUCAUGGUAGCGAGGACGAUGGAUCUGUUAACCAUGCUUUAGUCCGAGAUAUAGAUGAAGAAACUGAUAGGUUGGAGAAGUUUGGAGCUGAACUUGAAGCUGAUUCAUAGGUGUGCUUUCUGCAUUGUGCAAAUAGUAGCAACACUUAUUUUUGCUUGCUAUGCAACCCAUAUGUCUGUGCAACUCUUUGAACACGAAUCCGUUUUCUGAAAGAUUCUGACUGCCAUACUUCCGUGAGAACUCCAAUAUCUUGCAAAAAGUGUUGAUAGGCGCUGACCUCGUGGCAUGCCAACUAGAUUUGUAAUCGCGAGUAAUGGGUCAUCUCGUAGUUUUCUUUGGAGUACAUGUAACAUGAUCAAUUGGAAUGAGAAAGUAGUCUUUUCUUGGUGAAGUGGAGUAGAACUUUCUCUAGCACUUAAACUUUCGUAACAUGACGUGCUUUGUAAGUAUCGUAGCUACAAAAAUUUGUUUGAUGAUCACUUGUUUUCACUUCCA